Molecule: messenger RNA, 2777 nt
Organism: Saccoglossus kowalevskii
Lineage: Eukaryota; Metazoa; Hemichordata; Enteropneusta; Harrimaniidae
Product: exonuclease 1-like
Biological process (GO): mismatch repair; DNA recombination
Cellular component (GO): nucleus
Molecular function (GO): DNA binding; 5'-flap endonuclease activity; 5'-3' DNA exonuclease activity
Source: RefSeq, a predicted model, not a curated record
GCCACGCAACCUGAGCUCACCUCGCGGGAAAUUUAGAAAAACAACUUCCAAAGGACAAUGGUGUCUGAUAUUUAUUAUUUUUUAUAGCAGGCAAGGGAACUCUGAUUCAAGUGCCUAGAAUGGGUAUACAAGGAUUACUGCCAUUGAUGAAGGAUGCCACAGAGCCAGCUAAUAUCAGCAAGUAUGCUGGUUACACCGUUGCUGUCGAUACAUAUUGUUGGUUACAUAAAGGAGCAUUUGCAUGUGCAAUGCAGUUGGCUAAGGGAGAAAAAACAGAUCAAUAUGUGAGAUAUGUUCUCAAGUUUGUAAAUAUGUUGUUAUCCAUGAACGUGAAACCAAUCCUUGUGUUUGAUGGAUGUAAUCUACCGUCAAAAGAAUCAGUGGAAAAGUCAAGAAGAGAGCGCCGUCAAACAUAUCUUGCCAAAGGUAAACAGUUUCUGAGGGAAGGCAAAGUUAGUGAAGCCAGAGACUGCUUUACUAAAUGUGUGAAUGUUACAUCUAAGAUGGCUUUGGAUGUUAUGCAGGCUGCAAGAAGUCUUGGAGUUGACUGUAUUGUUGCACCUUACGAGGCAGAUGCACAAUUAGCAUAUUUGAAUAGAGUUGGAAUUGCCCAAUGUGUAAUCACAGAAGAUUCCGAUUUAGUUGCAUUUGGUUGUGAUAAGGUUAUGGUUAAAAUGGAUCUGAACGGUAAUGGUUUAGAAAUUGACAAGUCUAAGCUGAACAAAAUCAUGAAGAUGGGCAGUAAAUACAGCUUUGAUAAAUUCCGCUAUAUGUGUAUUGCAUCUGGCUGUGAUUAUUUAGCAUCAUUACCCAACAUUGGACUGAAGAAAGCUUGCAAGAUUUUCCAGUUAGCUACCAAUCCUGACCUCACACAUGUUUUGAAAAGAUUUGGUCACUAUUUAAAGAGUAAUAUAGUGGUUCCCCCAGAAUAUAUCCAAGGAUUCAUCCAAGCUAACAAUACAUUUCUACAUCAAAUAGUGUUUGAUCCUAUCAAGAGAAAAUCACUUCCUCUAACCCCAUAUCCUGAUGAUAUUGACCCAAAGGAGAUGCAGUACGCUGGAAAAUUUGUAGAUGACAACAAGGCAUUGCAGUUAGCAUUGGGAAAUAUAAAUAUCCAAUCUAUGCAAAUACAAGAUGAUUAUAAACCUGACUUUCAUAAGCCCAUUAAGAAGAAUACACCUCGUUAUCUGUUGAGUAUUUGGCAUAAAGACUAUCGACCGCUAUCAAAUGGAAACUCAAGUGAAAUAAAACAUAACAAGGAAAGACUGUCUACAGUCGGUAAAGACAUCACCACGAAAACACCAAUCUGGAAACAAACUAAGACUAUUAAAAUAAAGAAGUUACCAUUUCAAACAGAUAACACUUUGGAUGAACCUGAUAAUUAUAUGGAAGAGUUGAAAUCGCAAUAUUCAGGGACACCUAUAGAGUCAAAACCACAAAUUAAAGUGUCUAAUGUACCAGUAAUUCCAGUAUCCAAACCACCACCAUCUCCGACUAAGAACGGUAAGAUACGAAAUAAAUUUGCUGUAUUCAAUAGAAGAAUGUCAUCUGAGAGAAGAGAGAACCUACUAAGAAGCAGUAAUACUGAAAUGAGCAGGUUUUUUGUGAAUAAUCUGUGUACAAAGUCACCUGAAGCAACUGUAAUAGAAAAAAAAGAGAAAACUUUUCUCAAUGCCUUGGUGGAUAAUGAAAAAGACUCAACACUUCAAAGUGAUGUGACUAUGGGGGAAGAUGAAGAAGAAAUGGAAGCUGAAACGUCAAGUUGUUGUGUCACAAAUGAAGAUGACCAAGCUGUGAACUCUUCAUUGAACAAAUUUAUAUUUACAAAAGGGGAAAAUAAUUUAAAGCAUCAUGAAACACAAGUUGGUGUCAUUAAUAAUUAUGUUACUAACAAUAUUGUAAAACAUAACAAACUUGCAGAUGAUGAAGAGGAUGUUGCCAUGACUACAAAUACUUAUUUAGCGAAUGAUGAAAAAGCAAAGAAGAACGAUGAAGAAAAAUUAUCCACGUCUAAGAGCUUACUUUCUAGGCUUAGCUCUUUUAAGUGGAACAAAGGAGAAAAGAAAUCGGGGUAUUUUUCAAAAAUGCCUUUUAAAAAUUCAAGAGAAGCGGAUGGACAGUUUAAACAAGUCAAGAGAGCUUCACAAGAAUAUAAUGCUGAUGAUGACUUAAUAUGUUUGCCACAACUAAUUGUACCUGAUGCAGACUUGCAUGUAACACACUUACAAAAUGACAGUGGUAUUAAUAUGUCAGGAAGUAUAAACAGUACUGAAGAUAGCGAAGAAGAGAAGCUCUCAUUGAACUGCAGUCUCAGAUCUGGUGAAUCACUUGGAGGGGAAAAGUAUUCUGAUAUUAUCAAUUUAGAUGUUGAAGAAUUGAUGUGUAGUCAGGGUAGCCUUCCAUCAUCACAGAGCAGUUUUUCAGGGAUGGGAUACCAUUCUAAGGAGUCUGUUAUCCCUUCAUCGUCCACUCCAGGCCCUAGUAAAACUGUUCCUAUACUAAGAACUCUGGAAGUGUCAGAAAUAUCCUUUUCUGAAUCUGAAAAGAGUGUUGUGUCUUGGAUUGACCUGAUGAAUCAAACUGCUAAACAGAGCUGUAAAGAUUCAAGAAGUACUGCAGAACUGGAAACCUGUCAGCAACAUAUUUUGAUGUAUGCUGCCAAAAGAUUUGCCUAUUCACCACCAGUUUACAGAGCAAGAACACUUCUAGCAGAACUAGACCAUAACAUUCAUGCAGAUAGAAAACUUCAAAGGACACAAACUGGUGAACAGAGGUGA